This is a messenger RNA of Morus notabilis, 2405 nucleotides long. RefSeq names its product protein STRUBBELIG-RECEPTOR FAMILY 2. The coding region runs from base 1 to 2217 and encodes 738 amino acids. The record is from RefSeq and is a predicted model, not a curated record. Gene Ontology annotation, molecular function: ATP binding; protein kinase activity; protein binding. NCBI's taxonomy places the organism in Eukaryota, Viridiplantae, Streptophyta, Magnoliopsida, Rosales, Moraceae. The transcript is spliced from 16 exons. Gene Ontology annotation, biological process: protein phosphorylation.
AUGGGAAAACGGAUCGGGAUUUGUGCAUGGUUGAGUGUUAUGAUCUUCUUGGCAAUUCCGGCUUCGCAAACUUGGGCGUUUACCGAUGUACAAGACGUCAUAGCUCUUCAGGAUCUAUAUUGGAACCUAAAUUUUCCACCCUUAAAGGGGUGGAGAAUGGAGAGUGGAGAUCCUUGUGAGGAAUCAUGGAUGGGAGUGUCAUGUUUUGGCUCAUCUGUUAUAUACCUUAGACUUCGUGGAUUGAACCUGACCGGAAAUCUCGGACACCACCUCUCAAAUCUCCAUAACUUGAAGCAGAUGGACCUUAGCUUCAACAACAUUUGGGGUCCAAUUCCAGAUGGAUUACCCCCCAAUGCCACUCAUAUAAACUUGGCGUGCAAUAACUUGACUCAUAGUAUUCCCGACUCUUUGUCUAACAUGAAACAUCUCCGACAUUUGAACUUAAGCCACAAUUCUUUAUCGGGAUAUAUUGGCAAUCUGUUUACUGGCAUGGGGAAUCUUAGAGAGAUGGACUUGUCCUAUAACAAUUUUGCUGGAGAUUUACCGAGUUCGUUUGGAUCCCUGAAAAAUCUUACUGGAUUAUAUUUGCAGAAUAACAAUUUCACUGGAUCAGUCACAUAUCUAUCUGAGCUUCCACUAAUUGACUUGAACAUCCAGAACAAUUAUUUCAGUGGCAUCAUUCCUAAACAUUUUCAGUCCAUUCCAAACCUAUGGAUUGGAGGGAACAAGUUUCAUGCAGGUAAUUCGCCACCCUGGGAUUUCCCUCUAGAAACAGUGCCCAUUGAACAGAAUAUCAGAAGCCCCCCAAGAACACAGUCAAGUGCGAUUGAGAGCAAUCCUGUUAUUGAAAGAUAUGACUCCAAGAAGAAAAAAAUGGGUCCUGGAGGAAUAGCUUUUACAGUUGGUGGAGGAACUCUACUGGUUUCAUGUGUUGCAAUCUAUAUUUCCGUUCGUCUCCAUCACUACCGCACACGAAAGCUUCAAAACUUGGGUUGCAACAACAUCCCAAUGCAGUCUCUUCCAAUCAGUACAGCCAGAGGUAGUUCUCCUACCACAACAGAACGAAGCCCGAAAGUCUUGACUUUCAGGUCACCCAUUCUCGGUCCAAAGAGGAUGCCUCCCAUUUACCAUAGCAGAGUUGAGAAGACGUCCAGAAGAACAAGUUUCGCCAGGAAGUACGGGUUCCCAAUGAAAGCAAAAGUCUACACUAUAGCAGAUCUUCAAUCUGCUACAAGCAGCUUUAGUGAACCAAAUCUUAUUGGUGAAGGAUCUCUAGGCUCCGUUUACAAAGCUGAGUUUCCAGAUGGCCAAGUUUUGGCAGUGAAGAACAUCAACACCGUUACGCUGUCUUUCAAAGAGGAAGAGCAGUUUUUGGACGUUGUUUGGACUGUUUCACGUUUGAAGCACCCAAAUAUUGUACAGCUUAUUGGCUAUUGUGUAGAGCAUGGACAACAUCUCCUGGUAUACGAGUAUGUCAGAAGUUUGUCUCUUGAUGUCGCUUUGCACAGCAGCGAAUACAAGUCUCUGUCCUGGGGCCUCCGGCUCCAGAUAGCACUUGGUGUUGCUCAGGCUUUGGACUAUUUGCACUCCACGUUCUCGCCUCCUCUUGCUCACUGCAACCUGAAAGCUGCUAAUAUCUUACUUGAUGAAGAACUCAGGCCUCGUGUAUGCGACUGUGGGCUUGCUAUUUUGAAGCCACUUACUAGCAAUACAGUCAAAAUCAAGGCAUCCGAAAUCGCUAUUGGAGACACAGGCUACAUCGCGCCAGAACAUGGUCAAUCGGGAGUUGAUAAUCGAAAGAGCGACAUCUACGCCUUUGGAGUGUUGCUUUUGGAGCUAUUAACAGGAAGAAAACCUUUCGACAAUUUAAGAGCAAGGGAAGAGCAAUGUCUGGUUAAAUGGGCUUCAUCUCGGCUUCACGACAGCGAGAGUUUGGAACAGAUGGUCGAUCCAGGCAUUAGAAGGACAUUUUCUGUCAGGAUUCUCUCCCGUUUCACUGACAUUAUUUCCCUCUGCAUACAGCCUGUGAAGGAGUUCAGACCACCAAUGUCUGAAGUUGUGGAAUCAAUUAAAUGUUUAAUACAAAAGCUAAAUAUGGAGAGAGGCAAUGGAGCAGAUGUUGCUGAGUUUGAUGAGAAGUCUUUCCUUUCGACCAACACCCGCUUUGUCGGCUCGCCUGCACCGAGCAAUUUUUCAGUUGAUGAAGCCGCUAACUGACAGCUACAUAACCUGGAAAUCUAAUACUACAGUCUUGACUGCGAAGGUGCUCUCUAUAAUCAGCAAAAGUGACCUUUUUGACUUGGUUUGUAGCUUAGUUUUCCCAGUAGAUCAAGAAACAUCGUUUUGCCAGCUUAACUAUCUUACUUGCUUAGUAAGAUUGCCAAGGAGACGGUUUGUGUACAAAU